ACUACCCAAGAGUCUCCUAAUCACACACGUCUUCUUCUACCUCAUUUCCUCUUGAAUCGUAAUAAAUACUCCUACUAUUGCUAAAAUCCAAGAGUCUAUGUAGAGACUGAGACAUUCCCAUUAGUUUCCCACACCACAUAUCUCUGUCUCACACCAAAAAAAAUCCAAAACCAAAGCAAAUGAAGAAGUCCAUUAUCUAUACCACUCUCUUUACCUUAAUUGCUCUUCUCUUUGGUUGCUCUACUGCUCUCAAGGAGGGACAGACAUGCGUAUCAGACAGUAACUGUGGCUCUGGGUUGCACUGCGAGACUUGUGUAACAAACGGCAAUGUUCGACCAAGAUGUACUCGGAUCCAACCUAUUAGUCCCACUUCUAAGGUGAAAGGGUUACCAUUUAAUCAGUAUUCAUGGCUGACAACACACAACUCGUUUGCUAGGCUGGGACAGAAGUCAGCUACAGGCUCUGUAAUCCUUGCUCCUACAAACCAGCAAGACUCUAUUACAAGUCAGCUCAAUGAUGGUAUUAGAGGGUUGAUGCUUGAUAUGUAUGACUUCAACAAUGACAUUUGGCUAUGUCACUCCUUUGGUGGCCAGUGCUACAACUACACAGCUUUUCAACCUGCCAUCAAUGUUCUCAAAGAGAUCCAAAGUUUUCUUGAUGCAAACCCAUCAGAGAUUGUCACCAUUUUCAUUGAAGACUAUGUUACAUCACCAAAGGGCCUGACUAAGGUGUUUGAUGCUGCUGGCCUGAGGAAAUACUGGUUUCCUGUAUCUCAAAUGCCACAAAAUGGUAGAGAUUGGCCAACAGUAGAUGAUAUGGUCCAGAAAAAUCAGCGUUUGUUGGUUUUCACUUCAAAAGCAUCUAAGGAGGCUUCUGAAGGGAUUGCCUACGAGUGGAGAUAUGUGGUAGAAAACCAAUAUGGGAAAGGUGGAAUGAUAGCUGGUUCAUGUCCUAAUCGGGCAGAAUCACCUCCCAUGAACUCAACAUCAAGGUCUUUGAUCCUAGUGAACUUUUUCCGAGAUUUGCCAGAUGUAACUCAAGCUUGUAAGGAUAAUUCAGCUCCAUUGCUUAGCAUGGUGAACACCUGCUAUGCAGCGGCCGGUAAACGAUGGCCCAACUUCAUUACUGUUGAUUUUUACAAGAGGAGUGAUGGUGGUGGUGCACCAGAAGCAACGGAUGUGGCAAAUGGCCACUUAGUUUGUGGGUGUGGAAAUAUUGCCAAUUGCAAGGCAAAUGUGACAUUUGGAGUAUGUGACAUUCCUGAGGCAAAAGUUGCCCCAGCGGCUAGACCUGCAGCAGUAGCACAUGACUCUGGCUUUGGUUAUGUAAAUACCAAGCCACUUCAAUUGCGGUGGCUGUUAGGGACUGCUUUUUCAGCCCUGUUCUUGUCAUUGUGAAUAUAGAUGUUUGUCAAAUUGGACGCUUUCACACAGACCAGUUCAACUGUGGUGGUCUCGGAGAGUUUCGGUGGCCUUUUCUUCAUGUCAUUUUGAAAUGUGAUUGUUCAUUUUGAAGCAUUAUUUUCUGUUUGCUUUUAAGAUCGUCUUUCAAAUUAGAAAGUAACUUAUAUUUAGGAUUAGUUUCGAUUGGUAUUACAUGCUUGUCAUAAUAAAUUAAAGAAUCAUCAUGUCUAAUUAAGUUGGGCAGCCUGUUUUGUGAUGGAUUAAUCUAAGUUGGUGGACAGAAGCCAUCUUACUAUCUUACUAAAAAAGAAGAAUGGUAUUUGAGAACUCAAUCUAGGGCUAAGGUAUUUGAGAACUCAAUCUAGAGUUACGAAGUAUGGCUUGUAAUUAGAUAUAUGAUCAUCCUAUUCCCAGGCAAGGAACUCCCAUCGCUUUUGA
This is a messenger RNA of Quercus robur (English oak), 1841 nucleotides long. Its product is annotated as PI-PLC X domain-containing protein At5g67130-like. The coding region runs from base 180 to 1397 and encodes 405 amino acids. Gene Ontology annotation, molecular function: phosphoric diester hydrolase activity. NCBI's taxonomy places the organism in Eukaryota, Viridiplantae, Streptophyta, Magnoliopsida, Fagales, Fagaceae. The record is from RefSeq and is a predicted model, not a curated record. Gene Ontology annotation, biological process: lipid metabolic process. The transcript has 10 exons.